ACAAAAACAAAUUAGAGCCUUUUAUUUUUGAAUUGUUUUAUAAAAGGAUUAUACAAACUCUGUAAGCUCUGUACCUUUGUUAAGCAGGACACUCGACCCGGAACUGUGACUCGAGUUUUGAAUCCCAACCAUGUUCAAUCUAUUGCGUGCAAUUUAACAAUAUUAAAAAUGUUGGCUGCACCACUGCCUGUCCCAACUCUUCAUCAACCGCUCCACUCUAAGGUCUCCAACUAUCUCAACAAUCAACGUCGCACUGGACAAUUUUGCGAUUUACUCUUGGAAUUGGAUUCAGACGAAUCUCUGGCAGCUGCUGCCCAUUUUUGUGUAGUCGCUGCCCAAAGCCAAUUGAUUGGGGUCAAUCAGAAGCAGCAGCAAUUUUCCAUACACAAUCCGCUUAAAGUGACGAUUAGAAAUUUUCACUGUACCCAAUGUUUGCAAACCAUAGUGGAUUUCUUCUACGAGGACAUUGUAUCCGUGUCCAAAGAGCAUGAGAGCCAUUUUCGGGAAUUGGCCAAAAUAUUGGCAGUAACCGAAUUAAUGAAUCUGUAUCAAAUAGAGCCCGAGGAACCACAAGAAGUGAGCAAUAAUCAAAUAGACGAAGAGAAAUUACAGCAAAAAGAGCCAACUAAAAAACCAGAUGAUGUUUUUGAGCAACAGCAAAGUUAUUUCAAAUUGAAGAAUCCACGUGCAGUAAAGUCUAGCAGUAAGAUUAACUAUUGCAUUGGAUGCGAUUUUAAGUGCUAUCAGGUCCAGCAGAUGAUUGAGCACAUGAGCAGCUGUGAACCAUCCCAUUUGACAUGUUCUCUGUGCGAAGUUGGUUUUCUCGAUUGGCGGGAAUACGAUACCCAUCUUCGUCGACAUUCCGGCGAUUUACGGAAACCCUUCUUUUGCCUGCAAUGUGGAACCCGCUUUACCACACGAGCUGCUUUGUUAGUUCAUCUGCCUAAACAUUCUACAGAGACACCACAUCUGUGUCCGCAUUGUGGCAAAGGCUUCAAAUGGAAACAGGGCCUUACCAAUCACUUGCUAGUUCACAAUCCUGAAAAACAAAUGCUUUGCGAUGUCUGUGGAUAUAGUACAACCCACAUGAAGGCACUCAAAUCACAUAAACUCUUGCAUACAGGCGAAUAUUUUGCCUGCACUGUGGCUGGUUGUAAACAUCGCGCCAAUCGCAAAGAGAAUAUGAAAUUGCAUAUUGAAACCCAUAAACAGGGUCGGGAUUUCAUAUGCGAAAUAUGUGGUUGUAAAUUUAGUCAAAGCAAGAAUCUAAAACGACACGCCCUAAAACACACCGAAAAUGGCCUGAAUCGUUAUAAAUGUCAAUUGUGUAGCUUUUCAUCGCAUCGAUCUGAUAAAAUGAAAGAACAUGUUCAUCGUGUCCAUACCGAGAAAGCUGUUCAAUUGGAAUUGUCCGAAAUAGUUGAUAGUCCAUUUGAAAAUAAAAUGAUGUCCGAUGAGUUUGAUCUUCCUCUGUUAGAUAGUAGUUUGCCAUCAAGUACAUUGGAACUCAAAGGCAAAGUUACUAAAGGCUCAAAGGGAGAAAAACCUGCGUCAAUAUCGACACAAAUCACUGGCGAGAAACGUUUGAAAACGCUGCUGCCCAAAAAAAUACUGAAAUAAAGAUUGAUUCUUAGUAAUAUUUUCGUAAAGUUAAGUUAGAAUUAUACGAAAAAUAAUAUCGAAUGAAAUUCCACUGCAAAGGUAAUAUUAAAAUUGACUAUAAAAAUGAUUUGUCUUAAGAAAAAGUCAUUUAGUUUUAUCUUAUUUGCUUUAAGCCGUCGAAUGAGCACGCAACAACAGUAAAUUUUAUACUUACUUGAAAAUGGAAAUAUUUUGGUUUAUAAUAUAUUUUCAAAGAAAAACUUGGUUAUAUAGUUUAAUGUUUAAAUAUAGCACGAUGUGUGGUAAAUAUUUUAGAAUUUAUUUUAUUGAAUAAUGUUAUUUAUAUAUUCCUUAAAAUCACAAAUUGCCAGAAAGGAUUUUCGGGAUUAUCCGAUAAUUUAAUUAUUUUAUUAAAGUUAAUUUAAACUAAUUCUAGAUCCGAGUGGAAUGUGA
Molecule: messenger RNA, 2055 nt
Organism: Drosophila willistoni
Lineage: Eukaryota; Metazoa; Arthropoda; Insecta; Diptera; Drosophilidae
Gene: Plzf
Product: oocyte zinc finger protein XlCOF6
Exons: 2
Coding region: 169-1620 (483 amino acids)
Biological process (GO): regulation of immune system process; negative regulation of transcription by RNA polymerase II; regulation of cytokine production
Molecular function (GO): protein binding
Source: RefSeq, a predicted model, not a curated record